This is a messenger RNA of Plasmodium gonderi, 2601 nucleotides long. Its product is annotated as polyubiquitin binding protein. Gene Ontology annotation, molecular function: ubiquitin binding. Bases 1 to 2601 code for a protein of 866 amino acids. Lineage: Eukaryota; Apicomplexa; Aconoidasida; Haemosporida; Plasmodiidae. The record is from RefSeq and is a predicted model, not a curated record. Gene Ontology annotation, biological process: ubiquitin recycling; proteasome-mediated ubiquitin-dependent protein catabolic process. The transcript has 2 exons. Gene Ontology annotation, cellular component: nucleus; cytoplasm.
AUGGGAGACAUCGAAUACGAACUGAGAGGUAUCAUUUCCGGACAUAACAAAGGAGUAAGAUGCAUUUGUGUAAUUAAUCAAACCCUAUUUAAUGAAUUAAAAGAAUCCCAGCUGAACUUUGAUUAUAUAGUUAGUGCAGAUUUCACUGGGACAAUUUUGGUGUGGAAAAUAAAGAAUGAUGAGGAUAUACCCAUUAAUGAAGUAUCACCUGAUGACAACAUAUACAAAGAUAUAGAAAUUUUUCCAUCACAUUUGUGUGAUAAUUAUGAACUAUACAGAAAAAUAGAAGUUCACGAAAGGUUCGUUUACGCAAUGACUUAUAGUAAAUUUAUAGGCAUAAAUGAAUUGAAGAAAUGCAAACAAAAACUGGAAGAUCAUUUACAUGUGUAUAGCGGAGGGAGUGAUCAGAGAAUUUAUCUAUUUAACCUGAAUGGCUAUAUCGAAUUAGUGUUGCAAGGACAUAAGAAUAGUGUAUGUAGUAUAGUAGAAUACAAUGAGAAUAUUUUACUAAGUGGGGAUUGGAAUGGAGAUGUUAUAAUGUGGAGAAUUGAGAAAAUUAAAGAAUAUAUGGAAAAUCAAAAUUUGGGAAUAAACACUAGUGGAGAUAACAAGAGUGGUAAUGAAAAAAAUCCUCUUUGUGGAAAUAAGUACACCUACAGCAUACUAAGAAUUUUAAAUAAUCAUAAAUAUGCUACGUAUGUAAAUUGCCUGAAUGAUUUUUUCCUUACAAUUUCGCAAAAUAAUAUACUGAAUAUAUGGAAUAGCGAAGGAGAAAAAACAGAUGAAAUUAAAAAUAUACACAAUGAUAGUGUUCGGGAUAUAAUAUUAUUUAAUGAAAAUAAAAAUGCAGUUACCUUUUCGAAUGAUGAAACCAUUUAUAUUUAUGAUUCAAAUUUUAAUAUACUAAAAAUUUACAAAGGACAUCAAGGUUUUAUCUUCUGCGUUUGUGUAAAUGAAAAAGAAAAAAUAAUGUACAGUUGUAGUGACGAUAAAACUAUCAAGAUAUGGUGUAUAAAAGACAUUUACAACUUAAUGGAAAAAUAUGAGUCAGGUAUGACAAAUUUAAAUAAACAACAGUUAAUGAAUGAUGAAAAAAAUUCUUCUUGCUUACAGACAAUUUAUCUCUCUGAUACCUUAUGGAAUAUCAAAGUGCUAGGAAAUGGCGACUUUGUUUGUGCGUGCAAUGAUAGCUAUAUUCGCAUAUAUACCAACAAAAAAGAGAAUAAACUUAGUGCAGAUGCACUAAAAGAGGUUCUCGAAAAGUGUAAAAAAAAAAACAUAAAUGAGCAAAGUGGAAAUAAUGCAGGAAAUGCAAUCAAAGUAGAAAAUAUGAAAAACAUUUUAGGGAAAGAAGGAGAAACGAAAAUUUUCCAAAACAAAGGAAAAUAUGAAGCAUAUAAAUAUGAGAACAAUGAGUGGGUGCUUAUAGGUGAAGUAGUAGACGAUAACAAAUCCCAUAAAAAAUUUUAUAUAGGGGAUAAUAUAUUUCAACAGGGAUAUUAUGAUGAAAUAAUUUCCAUAGACACGGGAUAUGGAAGUAUAAAACAGAUGCCAUACAAUACAAAUGAUAAUGUUCAUGUCCUAGCUGAAAUGUUUUGCAAAAGAGAAGGUAUUUCUAUUAAUAAUAUAAAAUCCAUCGUCGAUUUUGUUAACCAGAAUUAUGCAUUCAAGAAUAUGGAUUCCACAGCUAUAGCAAACACCACCAGUUUUAAUACGAUCCAUGGUGCUAAAAAGUUUACUACUGUUUUAAAUGUGUUCACCAUCGAAAAAGCUUCCCUAGAUAAAAUUUUACAAAAAAUUCAAGAGUUUAAUUUGUUACACUCAAGUGACGAAAAACAGGAAUGCAAAUUAUCCAAUGAAGAAAUAAAUGCAUUAUCAAAUAUCAUAAACUUAUACAAAACGAAUAUAAGAAAUAUGUACAAAUUUAACACAGCAGAUAUAAACCUAAUUAAAAAACUUUUUAAUUGGCCCCCCUUUCAUAUAUUUCCAGUGAUAGACUUAUUUAGAGUGUUGGUGUUAAAUAAAAAUUGUGACUUUUUAUAUAAUAAUAAAUAUGCAUUCAACACAUUUAAAUUGGUUUAUGAUUGUGUUACAUAUUACGUAACCAAUUCGAUAGGUUUAAAAGAAAAUGAGGAAAAUAAACUAGAUUCUUUACUAUUGUGUUGCCUUCGCUUUUAUUUAAAUAUGUUUAGUUUAUCAACCCCUAGAUAUUACAUGUAUAAAAAGUACAAUUUUAUUAUUAAACAAUUCUCCGAAAUUAAAUCAAAUAAUUUUAAUAUUAAUAUAUUAUUUAUGAAAAUAUUCUUCAAUUAUGUGAUAAUAUUAAACGAGAAUAAUGACCAGGAAUUAAGAAAAUCAAUAUUUGAAGUCUUGCAUUCAAUUAAUCACAAAAUAAAUGAUAUUGAACUUUUGUAUAUAUAUUCUAUUUGCUUUCAUACGUCCCACAACUUACACACGAAGGAGACAAAAGAAAUUAUAAAAAAAUAUGGCUCCAUUGAUUUUAUCAGAAACAAAUUAAGUUCCUUACUCUCUUUGAAAAAUGAGCAAAAUGUCAAGUUUUUCCAAAACGUUGAUUUUAUUUUGGAGGACAUGUCAGAAUAG